This is a messenger RNA of Lactuca sativa (garden lettuce), 2404 nucleotides long. It is a transcript of the gene ABCE2, whose product is annotated as RNAse l inhibitor protein 2. Gene Ontology annotation, molecular function: ATP hydrolysis activity; ATP binding. Lineage: Eukaryota; Viridiplantae; Streptophyta; Magnoliopsida; Asterales; Asteraceae. The record is from RefSeq and is a predicted model, not a curated record.
CAAUCUUUCCCAAGUAAAACUAAAGCAAUCCCCUCCACCUCCAGAACCCUAGCCUAAGCAAAUUGUGCGUGCGUGUCUGCUGGGGUUCUACCUUCACUCAUCAUCGUGUGUUCCAAACACACGCCGAAUUCUUUCUUCUCACAACUGCAACUGUUCGAUCCCUAGCAAUGGCUGAUCGACUAACGCGUAUUGCCAUCCUCAAAGAGGACCGUUGCAAGCCAAAGAAGUGUCGUCAAGAAUGUAAAAAGAGCUGUCCUGUCGUCAAAACUGGUAAGUUGUGUAUUGAAGUCACUUCUGCAUCCAAGGUGGCAUAUAUCUCUGAGGAGCUUUGCAUAGGGUGUGGUAUAUGUGUUAAGAAAUGUCCAUUUGAUGCAAUUGAGAUCAUCAAUCUACCAAAAGAUCUGGAUAAAGAUACAACUCAUCGUUAUGGGGUCAACACCUUUAAAUUACACAGGUUGCCUGUCCCAAGGCCUGGACAAGUUCUUGGUUUGGUUGGCACAAAUGGAAUUGGGAAGUCUACAGCUCUCAAAGUUCUAGCAGGAAAAUUGAAACCUAAUUUGGGUCGUUUCAAUAACCCUCCAGAUUGGCAAGAAAUUUUGACCUACUUCCGGGGAUCAGAGUUGCAAAACUACUUUACACGUAUUCUUGAAGAUAAUCUAAAGGCUAUCAUAAAACCUCAGUAUGUUGACCAUAUCCCAAAAGCAGUUCAAGGGAAUGUUGGGCAAGUGCUUGAUCAGAAAGAUGAGAGAGAUGUGAAGGCAGAACUUUGUGCUGAUCUUGAGCUUAAUCAAGUUAUAGAUCGUAAUGUUGGAGAUUUAUCUGGUGGAGAGCUUCAAAGAUUUGCAAUUGCUGUUGUUGCCAUACAAAAUGCAGAGAUUUAUAUGUUUGAUGAGCCUUCCAGUUAUCUUGAUGUCAAACAAAGGCUUAAAGCUGCACAAGUUAUCAGAUCCUUGCUUAGACCCAACAGCUAUGUGAUUGUGGUUGAGCAUGAUUUAAGUGUGCUGGAUUACCUAUCAGACUUCAUUUGCUGCCUUUAUGGGAAACCUGGUGCUUAUGGUGUUGUCACACUACCCUUCUCUGUCCGAGAAGGAAUUAAUAUAUUUCUAGAAGGAUAUGUGCCUACUGAAAAUCUUCGUUUUCGUGACGAAUCCCUUACUUUUAAGGUGGCUGAGACUCCACAAGAGACCGCUGAAGAGAUUGAAACAUAUGCACGAUAUAAGUACCCAUCAAUGGCUAAAACUCAGGGUGGUUUCACACUUAAGGUGGUUGAGGGUGAAUUCACAGACUCUCAGAUCAUAGUAAUGCUUGGUGAAAAUGGAACAGGGAAGACAACGUUUAUCCGUAUGCUGGCUGGUUUGCUGAAGCCUGACACUGUGGAAGAUUCUGAUGUGGAGAUACCUGAAUUUAAUGUUUCUUACAAGCCUCAAAAGAUCAGUCCCAAAUUCCCUCAUUCAGUCAGGCAUUUGUUGCAUCAAAAAAUUCGGGACUCUUACAUGCAUCCUCAGUUUGUUUCUGAUGUCAUGAAGCCUCUUCAGAUUGAGCAGUUAAUGGAUCAAGAGGUUGUUAAUCUUUCUGGUGGUGAAUUGCAACGUGUUGCUUUGUGCCUGUGCCUUGGCAAGCCUGCUGAUAUAUACCUGAUAGAUGAGCCGAGUGCAUACCUGGAUUCUGAGCAGCGUAUUGUGGCCUCUAAAGUGAUAAAGAGAUUCAUCCUACAUGCUAAAAAGACUGCAUUUGUGGUUGAACAUGAUUUCAUAAUGGCAACCUACUUAGCAGAUAGGGUGAUUGUUUAUGAAGGGAAGCCAUCUAUUGAUUGUGUUGCAAAUUCACCUCAGUCAUUAUUAACCGGAAUGAAUCUCUUCUUAUCUCAUCUGAACAUCACGUUUAGGCGGGACCCAACUAAUUACAGGCCAAGAAUCAACAAGCUUAAUUCAACAAAGGACAGGGAGCAGAAAUUUGCUGGAUCUUAUUACUAUCUGGAUGAAUAAAUUUCUUCUCUUGUCAUUGCAGGGCAAACCCUACCCUACAUGACUCCUAGCUCUGUCACAUACAUAGCAUAGCACUUGUAUAACCAGAGAGAGGCUUGAGCUCAUCUUCCUUCAGUUGUUGAACGUGUUUGAUGUUUGAUGUUUGUUUUGUUUGAAAAGAGAGUUUUUAGAUCAUAUAGCAUAUGCAAAUGCUAAUAUACUUGUUUUAUAGUUUGUAAUUUCCGGCUUCCUCCAUGAUUGCUUUACUUUACUUUGAGCACAUGUUUUUUUUAGCCGGAGGUGAUGAUUUUUGAGAUGACUGAUGAUGAUGUUUGGAACCUCUUUCUUUUCUUUGGUCAUGUUUAUUUAUUUUUUUGACGCUUAAAAAGAUAUUUCCAGGUGAGAAUGAAUAGAGUAAAAAACUGAUAUUUUAUUUUUAA